AUGAAGCUUCGACUGCACUUUGUGGUGGACCCCAUGGGUUGGCUGUGCAUCAGCUUGGUAUUUGGGAUCUGGCUCUACAACACCUUCUUUAUUCCAAAACUGGUUCUGCUUCCACAUUACAAUGAAGGACACAUCCCUUGGGCCAUAGUUGUAUGUUAUUACAUAGCAUCAGCACUCUGCAUAGCAGCCCUGUUCAGAGCUUCCACAGCAGAUCCUGGUCGUCUUCCUGUGGACCCUCACAUACCUCACUCCGAACGAGAGCACUGGGAGUUGUGCAACAAGUGCAACUUAAUGAGACCUAAAAGGUCCCAUCACUGCAGUCGUUGUGGCCAUUGUGUCCGCAGGAUGGACCACCACUGUCCUUGGAUCAAUAACUGUGUGGGAGAAGACAACCACUGGCUCUUCCUGCAGCUGUGCUUCUACGCUCAGGUCCUCAGUUUGUUCACCCUGGUGCUGGACUUCUGCCAGUACUAUUACUUCCAGCCAUUGACAGGACUAGACCAGUUCACUACACGCCAUGAACUGGCUCUACUGCGUGUGUCAGCACUCAUGGGUUUGGUCAUGUUUGGUGGCAUGACUAGCUUGUUUUAUACUCAGAUGACGGGAAUCCUCUCUGAUACUACCACCAUUGAGAAAAUGGCUCAGUUCUCAAAUGAAAUCUAUGGCGCAAAGAGAUCCUGGCAGUGGGCGCUAGCUGAAGUUUGUGGCACUCGCUGGAAAGUCCUGUGGUUGAUCCCGCUCCGAAGCAGGCAGGCGCUCCAAGCCAGCCACCACUUUCGCACACACGUGUAGGCUGGUAGCACUACAUUAUCCCUUACCUGCACAGGUGGUAGGUGCUGCCAUGUUCAGCCAGA
Molecule: messenger RNA, 854 nt
Organism: Scomber japonicus (chub mackerel)
Lineage: Eukaryota; Metazoa; Chordata; Actinopteri; Scombriformes; Scombridae
Gene: zdhhc21
Product: zinc finger DHHC-type palmitoyltransferase 21
Exons: 7
Coding region: 1-792 (263 amino acids)
Biological process (GO): protein targeting to membrane; peptidyl-L-cysteine S-palmitoylation
Cellular component (GO): Golgi apparatus; endoplasmic reticulum
Molecular function (GO): protein-cysteine S-palmitoyltransferase activity
Source: RefSeq, a predicted model, not a curated record